GUAGAUCCAUCGGUAGUUGCAAGCCAAGCUGUAACCACAAGUAAAUGGGAUAUGUUAGAGAAUGGCAAGGAUGAUGACGAGUACGAUGCGAUGAAAAGGAACGAUGACGAAGAGGAUAUCGAUGGUGAGCCGAUUGAUGGCACGACGAAUCAAGGGAGUGAGGAUGGUGAAUGUCUGGAUGAUGAGGACGAUGGCGAUAAUGAGAUCGAUAACGACUCUGAUAGAUUCAAAGCUAUUUCCAGAGUGGAUUCGAGAGAUUCAAGCAGUUUUGCAGCAUCAAGAGGUGCACUCUCGGGACGUUUGGAUGAACAGCGACGGAAAAUACUUCGUGAGAUUGAGGUGCGUGCUUGUUGA
Molecule: messenger RNA, 354 nt
Organism: Anisakis simplex (herring worm)
Lineage: Eukaryota; Metazoa; Nematoda; Chromadorea; Rhabditida; Anisakidae
Source: the annotation of a GenBank genome assembly